AUGACCCUGCACACUGAGAUGACACACGCCGGCGCGCGCCAGAUGUUGGCGGCCAGGGGCGCAGAGAUCCACCAGCUCAGGCAUGACAACAACCAGAUUCAGAAACGCAGGAACCACUACAUGUCUAGGCGCGAGCGCUUGCAGGCGCAAGUCGCCGAAGUCAGACAGGAGAUGCUGGAACAGAAGCAGCUUGUAUGCUGGCGGCCCCAACGACAUAUCACGACCUACGGAGGGUACGCGCUCGCUCUGAGGCGAAGCCACUCACACGCGGGAGCAAAGGUGGCAGCUGCGAUGAUUGCGGGCGACGAGAUAAGAGGCAGCGUGCGAGACUUCAAGACUGUUCACGAGUACGAGCAACGAGCUUCCAUGGCAAAGGUAGCCAGGGCACGCGCAUUCUAUCAAGAGGGCUUUCACAAUGCAGCCUUUGAGUUCCAUUGCAUUAAAGCAGACGCGACCAACGGAGAGGCCGUGAAUAAGGCAAAGGUUCACGUGUCUUUGAUCAGCAGCACGUACUUGGCAGCCCUUGGUGACGACGAGCCUGAGAGCGCCAUCGCAGACCCUGAUGGCAAUAUAAUUACCGACAGAAUUUCAGCUCGGAUAACAACAUGUGAGACGUGCGGUGACUUGCAGGAAGUACAGGGCGGGAAGGGCUCCGACACUUACGACAUGAUCCUUCGCGAGUGCGAGAGCGUCGCGUGCCCGACCUGGGAAGCUAGGGCCCGAGACCGCGCGGCCCUCGAGGGUGGCGACGAGCGCUGCUUAACUGUGUACCUCUUCGGGCUCGAUGCAGGUCCAGAUAACAAGGGUUGCCUUCAUCUGGUUCGGCGUUCGCUACUCGGUGACAAUUACGUUAUGUUCCAGGUGGUGCGGUGCUUCUUCCACCAGAUGCAUCUCAUCGCGAGGCGCAUCUUGGCGACAAUAGAGAUGUGGUAUUGGGAAGAAGGCGGGGGCGCGGACAGCUCUUAUUACAGCGCAGUUGCUACAAUUGCCAACGUGUGGCGGACGACAGGGAACGCCAGGAUAAUUAGAACUGCCGCCCAAGAGCUAUUCACGCCCGAAGUCUCCAAUGUCCUUUUCACCAAACUGCCUGGCAAGCCGCUGAGGGGGCGCUGGGGCAGCAUUGACGGAGUGGAAAGUAUCAUAGCCAACUCCAGGGACCACACCGGGGCAGUAUUCCAGAAAGCGCUCCCUUCACUGCCCGAGAAGAAGGCCGCCGCAGCCAAAGCCCGAGCACCAGGUGGCGACGAGGACAAGGACUAUUCGGCAAAGCAGAAGGAGUACAAAGCUACAGCCAGAAGGGCAACUUCGACAAAGCUGUUCCUGGCAUUGGCCUAUAUCAGCAGCAAAGCGAACGUGCCAAUGCUGAGGUUCAUGCGAUGGGGGCAGACAUGUAUCAAGAAGGUGAAAGCUGCCUUUGCCGCUGACGCAUCUCACCUCGGGCCCGCGGUGCUAUCUACCUUCGUCUGCCAGACAACGCAGGUGAUUAACGAGGACAUAUGCAGGCUGCUGCGCGCGGACUCCGUUGCCGACGACCUCACGUGGGGCCCGCUCUGGGGCAUGCCCCCCCCUGGGCACGAACGCAGGGCGCGGCUCCUAAUCGUUUCGCUGGUGCUGAAGGAGGCGGCAAGCUGGCGCGUGCGCGCCACGAAAGGGGCAAUGGAUUUCCCCUUCCUUUUCCUGAAAGUGCUGGAGGAGCCAAGCGCAGAACGUUCGGAGACCAGGAAAACGAUCGCCUCGCUCCUGCUGGAGAAGUGCGACUGCUGCCUCGAGGAGAUGCACGGCGACUUGUCUCUCAAAGCUAAGGCCAUGUUCCGAGAUGCGUGGGAGACCAUGAGAGACACUGGGACGUGCCGCGCCGACUUGCACGCGUGGCUGCCGAUCCUAAGGUCGCGCAUGCCUUUCGACGCGCAGGAAGUGGAGGGGGUGAAUUCGGUGAUCCAGAUCACGACGAGAAUUGCGCCGUCAAUGAGGCUCCCCCUUACAAGCCACAGGGUUCGCAUAAAGAAGGGCGACCCGAUCAGCGUGGAAGAGUGCAUCGCAGUGGACAAGCAGGUGAGGGAGGAGAUGGCCACGGUUGCCUUCGCGGACCGCUUCGCGCCGCUGCCGGCCAUGGACGAGGGACGCUACGCGCUCGCUGCGAAAGCCUUCAUGCCCGUUUUCGCAGACUCUGUGUUUUCUUUGGCAGUGGGCGAGACGCGGGGGUUCAUCAUGUGCUUUUCCUUAUCUUACAACGUUUACGUCGUGAUGGGCAAGUUGGCGCUACAUGGGCCUGUGGGGGAUUUCUACCUCUCCGAUGACCUCCACGUGGCGCCCCUGGUAGAGCUGCCGGAGGGAGCUCUGGGGGCAGAGGGGGAACCGCCUGCCAAGAAACUGAAGCAGGGGAAACUGCCGGCGAUGACGCUGAGGCGAUGGAGCGCCAGGUGGGUCACGCUGCAGCGCUGUAGACUCAACGACAUGGAAGAGCUCGAGCUGAAACCGAGGCCGCGCGCCAGCGCGAAAGGCGGAGGCGGGGCACCUGCUGGGCCUGCAAUCGGCGACGGCGGCGACGGCGACGACCAUGACUACGAGGGGGACGACCUGGACGUGACUGCUUUGAUGGAGGAGCUGCCCGGGGCGGGCCUCGAGCUGGACGAGGGCGCCGUGGAGGACGGGGGUCUCGCAGCGAAUCCAGAGGGUGAGGACCUAGACGACCAUGGCCUUGAGGUGAAGGAGGACGAGGGGGAGGACAUUGUAGAUCACGUAGAUGGGCCGCCAGCACGGCCGAGGUUCCCUGAUCUCACGCCAGAGGAGGAACGUCGUGUUCGAGAGCUGUCCUCGCGCAACAAAAGGUUGCUGGAGGAUGUGUUCGUCAAGGCGAGGGAGAGGGAGCACGUGCCCACCGACGUCAAGGAUAUUGGCCUCAUCGUCACCGCCGAUGGGCACGUACAUUUUGUUUAUUGGAUUGUUCCGGCACACCGGAAGGGCAGGAUUAUCCGCCUGGACAACAAGAACAGGACUGUGACUGUUGUUCCAGGCAGCUCCUUCCCAGAGCACAUGUUCGAGGGCUGCAGGGUCGUGCUCGGCGACACGGGGGCGGCCAUGGUGAAAGCCAAGGGCGACUUGAGGGCUCCAAUGCCCGAGUGGCCGUUGACGUUGCAGGAGUACGAGCAGACUCAGCUUUGCCAGGGGCCACUUG
This is a messenger RNA of Prorocentrum cordatum, 3175 nucleotides long. NCBI's taxonomy places the organism in Eukaryota, Dinophyceae, Prorocentrales, Prorocentraceae. The record is from the annotation of a GenBank genome assembly.